GUACGAAGUCUGUUAGACCUUGUUCCGGUAGUUGCAUAUCACGGGUUGAGGUCGAACGCAUGUCACGGCAUGUUCAGCACUUUUGGCGUGAAGUUCAACAUAAAAGUGAGUUUUGGGUCGACGAGAAAAUGCUUUGAUUUGUCGAUAUAUCGAGUCCAAUCUCUGAUUGGUUUUCUGGCUGACAUUUAGAAUUUCGAAACGAGUACAAAGUGCAACGACCAGGUCAAACARACUUUGAUAUUAUUUCUGAACCUUUCUGGGAGCAAGGCCUCGAACAAGAGGUAGAAGAUUACUAUCUAAAUUCAAAUCUCGCUAGUACCAGUUUCUCGCGCGCGCCUAUCAAAACAGGGGUGUGUAAAAAAUUAAUUGAUAAGUGACCUUCGUCGAUUCAAGUGUAGUAAAGGUGUUCUACAAUCUGUGCGCAAAAUUUCGCUUUAUUCUUGCUGAUUUCGUACUGAAAAUGGCCAUCAACAAGGCAUAUGCUUGGGGGAGAGGACUGCUGAAGCUAUUCCUAGUGAUUGUGUCGUGUGUGGCGUUCAUCUGUAUGAUCGUAGCCGAUGACAAAACUUGGGACAUAUCAAAAGGAGACGAAUACAAACGUCGUUACACGUUCUUCCUGUUCGCCCAUAUCGCGGGCGCCGGCUCUUCGCUGCUGAUUUACUUGCUUUUCUUGUUUGACAUCAACAAUUCCGUGGGCUCAAGAAAAUGCUGGAGUUUCUUGGUGAUGAUCAUCUCCCUCACGGCGUCAGUUGUUUAUAUCGUGGCGUGUGGUUUACUCGUGGAGAGGGCUAAGGACGAGCACGAGAGCGGCUGGUACAAGCUAUCAGAUACCUGGGAACUUAUGACCAACCUUCGCAUCACUGCUUUGGCUUCUGGGUUUAUCUGUGCGAUCCUUUUCCUCAUCGACGCCCUUCUUCAUUGCAAAGAACUGCGUUAAGCAGAGAGAAWCUUAGCAUUAAAGGGCCACGGUUAACCGUCAUUCCAUGCGGUCAUGCUUUAGACUUUCCAUAUAUGAAACAUGGGUUGGCUAUAAAUACCAGUUCACAAUCUGUUUCAUGAUCGAAUCUUAAAUUAUCUUCAUUCUUAGAGCAUAAAGAGCAGAUAAAGAGAAAGAUGUUUUGCUUAUGUUAUAAUGUAUUUUCAUUUUCAAACAUCGGCAAAAUGUCGUAAGUGAUGCUGGUUGACCAUGGCCCUUUAAGACUAUUAGAACGAUCAAUAUARCGACUUGAACUGAGAUGAUUUCUUCAAAAUAUCUAGCUGGAAUUUUAUGGCUAUUAUUUUCCACUCAAUCUCCGAGCUAUUUGAAGAUUCUAAAAAAAAAAAAAUUCUCAUCCUCCCUUUUUCGUGAGGUAACCCUCCAAACCCGAUGAAACAAUCCCUUAAGAAACAUGGCCGAGAGUAUGAAUACAGUGAUCUACAGUGGUACAGUAACUGAUGCAGUGCUGUUUAGUCGAUGGAACUUUCAACUCAUGACGUCAUUCCGGUUUGUUUGGCGAAAUGCAUCAUGGUAAGAUGGCGAAUGCUUCGCAAAAUUGACGAUAUCCGUGGACAAGGACGCUUUGUAAAAUAUAUAAAUAAGAUAUACUAUAUGAUAUACUGAAAUACAGUAAAAAUCCGCGUAUAAGAACGAGUGGAUUAAGAACACCCAGGCCUGAUUUUAGGAAAUAAAGUACCAUUUAUAUAAGAACACAUUCAGGCUGAAAAAUGAAACUUGUUCUUAUAUGGAAACAUAUCAAAGAUCAAAACCAAUUUUUUAUUGCACACAUUGCUUUAACAAUUUCUUUAAAUCAAAAUAGUUACAUCAUUGUAUUGAUAACUUAAAAUUGUGUGCAUAUAUAUAUUGAUUUCAUCUAUUGGUAGCCAAGUAUGUUCCUUAUUUAAAAACACUUUUUUACUGAGAACACUUAAGAACACUUACAGGCUGAUUUUGUAGAUUAUAACCUUUUAUAUAMGAAACAAAUAAGCCUGAACCGCCAAAACAUCGGGUUUUUACUGUAUACUUCAUGAAUAGUCUAAGAAGCGCAUUCUUUGUUCGCAAAUCAGCRUUGAACUGAACACAGUGUGGCUUCAGUUGCCAUAAGUCCGUACUUUUGUAUAUCCCAUAGUUCAUUUCGCCACCAUCAUUUAUGUAUCAGACAAUAAAGUCGUAUCAAAAACG
Exaiptasia diaphana is the source of this 2158-nucleotide messenger RNA. RefSeq lists its product as uncharacterized. The transcript is spliced from 4 exons. The coding region runs from base 461 to 937 and encodes 158 amino acids. Gene Ontology annotation, cellular component: membrane. Lineage: Eukaryota; Metazoa; Cnidaria; Anthozoa; Actiniaria; Aiptasiidae. The record is from RefSeq and is a predicted model, not a curated record.